AAUCGGGCCAGCACCAGCGAUGGAGGGAGAAGGCACAGGUACAAGCUGUGGUCGUUUCCACCGCUACGGGGUGUCCUUUGAAAAGUCGCAUUCGGCGUCUUCCCUGAGCAUGAUCUCCAACGCAGCGCCUCGAGAAGAUAACGGCAUCGGCGGUCCCGGGCACGGGCAGGUUCCUGGUCCGGGCCAGCAGCUGGUGGGCUCGUGUUCAUUGUCGUCAUCGUCUUCGUCGUCCGAGACAGAAGCAGAACCAAGGCUGUCGACGCCCGCAAACCCCGGAGGUGCUUCGGAUGCCUCCCGUAUGAAAAGUUCGUUUAUCAACGUUUUCUCGUUGAAAAGCAAAAUCGGGACUGAUGCAGGCGGUACCAGGGCGGUGGGUGACCCGCUGGUCGGCUCAGCACAGGUGAUACCCCCUGUGGUGCUACCGCCGAAGGAGACGUCAAGCCCGAACAUCUUCAAGAAGAUCAUCUCGCGGAAGGCCCUCAUACCGAGAAUGAAAGCGUUCAAGCGAAUAGCCAACGACAUGCAAAUGGAGUCGUAUCCGUUGGACGACGAGAUGCAGCAUGAGAUGAUCAUCACGACGGCGAUGAAGGAGGACGACGAGCUGUCGAACUCGAGAUCGUCCUACUCGUUCUUGCUAUCUCAGAAAAAUAGUCCCCGGAACAUUCUCAAUCAAGACAACUUGAAGAAGUUCGAGGUCAUCAACAAGGCCAACGAGUCGUGGAACAACAACCGCAGAAAGUCCAGCUCGUCGCUGACCAACUCGGAGAGCUACAAGUCGAAUAGCCGCCAGGGAAGCAUGUCCAACGCCAGUAUAAACCUCCACAAGCGGAAGACUUCCGUCACCUCUUUGAUACCCACUGGCACCAACAUCUCGGCAUCCACUACUGUCGCAGACGCCUCUACGGCGAGGGAGGAAGGGGGCGAUACCCCCUACCACUUGCUGCACGGGACGUUCGACACGUCCAGCCACUCGCUUCUAUCCAACCCUUUCGAGACGAUCAGAAAGUCUAGGAAAAGGAAGGCAAAGGCCUACGAUGACUGCUACACAGACGUAGAAGAGUACCUCAGUGACGACGGCGGCGUUUCGCCCUGGAACCCCAUGAUGAACUGCAAACGGCGCCUGGUCAGUGGCAGCGUCACAAACUCCCCGAAAUCACCAGCUCUCGACGCCUAUCCAAGCCGGAGAAACUCAAGCAUGAUGCAGAGCUUACAAAGCGCUUCUGACGACUUUGAGCAGAUGUCUCUGAAGUGAUCAACUGUCAAGCGCCCCAAAGAUGGAGGCGUAAUUUAUUUUCUACACUCGAGCACACACUCAUAUAUAUCUAUACCUCUAUAUGAUCCUUAUUCACAGUUCAUAACCUAAAUCGCUUUCCGUAUUCUAG
This is a messenger RNA of Pichia membranifaciens NRRL Y-2026, 1382 nucleotides long. RefSeq lists its product as hypothetical. The transcript has a single exon. Lineage: Eukaryota; Fungi; Ascomycota; Pichiomycetes; Pichiales; Pichiaceae. The record is from RefSeq and is a predicted model, not a curated record. The coding region runs from base 20 to 1252 and encodes 410 amino acids.